AUGUCUCGUCGAGAAUACCGUGACGAGUCAAACCACAUAGGACGGCCUAGGCGUCCCGACAAUUACGGACCAAGAUUUGAAGCUAGGUCACCGUACCAGAGGACGCGAUCCUCAUCACCACGGAGAAGCAGCGGACAAGGUCAUGGAGACCUACACGCGGAUGACGACUAUGAACGUCGCCAUCGCCGUCGAGGACGCUACAGCGAUAGUGAGUCUUCGGGGGACGAGAGAAGACGUGCACUUGAAUACGAGCGUCGGCAAGAGCAACGCCGGCGUGAAUACGUCGAACUUGAACGACUCCAAAGCGAGCGAGCCGAAUUCGAGCGACGUCAUGGAAAUGCACAACAAUCUGGCAGUCACCGUCAGUACGGCCACGAGAGAUCAAACGAAUCGGAGGUAGAGCAACGAAGUACCCCCAAUUCAUUUGGCGAUAGCCGUGGUCGUGGACGGCGGCGUAAUCACCAUGGAAGAGGUGGUCGCGACACUCCCCGCGGACGAGGACGUGGCCAAGGAAGUGGCCGUGGACGCGGCCGUGGACAAGGAGGUGGACGCCAACACCAAUCUCCCCACGAGAAUGAACCGGAAAACAGCCAACCUGCAGAUCCUCUAGUUGAACGACUGCGAAGAAGUCAUGCAAGACUUGUGGCGAAGUCUGGACUCAGUGAGGAGAGGAAAAAGGAACUUGAAGAAGAGCUAGCUCAGGAUCUAGCCGACUUCAUUGCGACCAGAUCAAAUUCAGGUUCUACGGUGGGCAACCAAACAACUGGAGAGGUGUCACAGCCCGCCACCAAACUUGCGGCACAGGAGACGCAGAAUGCCUCCGUGCAAGAAGUAAAUCAGGCAGAUAAGGAAGACCACCGAAUGUCAAAUACCACUGAAGUGGCAGAGCAGUCUUUGGCUUCGAAUCCUGAAGCUUCUAUGCAACCUACCCCAGAUCAAACAGCUCAAGAAGUGGAAGCUCUACGGGGUCAACUUGCUCGAGUCGAACAUCUGGUAGUGCAAUGCCAGGCGCAAAAUAUGUCCACUGAGCAGAAAUUUGGCAUUUUGCCUGCUGUAUUCCAAGCAAUCGAGGAUAUACGGCUUGCUAAUGAAGCCAACAGGGUCGAUGCUCAAUUCUUGAAUAACAGAAUGAGCACUGGCUUCGAAGUCACCGCCCAGAUAUUGGCAGAACACAAUCAUCAGGCUCGACUUACCAAUCAAAAUGUACUGUACAUGGGCGAACAAAUCCAACAGGUCAGAGACGAUGUGAUGGAUGUUGACUACACUCAUGAACAGCGGUACAAUCUAAUGAUGGAAGGAUGGAGGAAAUACUUCCUUUACCAUCAACAGGUCAUCGAAUCAGGACCUCUUGAACUCGAAUACGACUUGGCUACGCUGGAAAUCCAGGACCGGCCUCUACGUCAGUUGAUGGCUCCAGAGAGAGCUGACACCGAAGUCGCAAGGGUACCAGUCACAGAUUCAAAUCCCACUGCCAUGACGAAUGAUAAAGGUCGGCAGUGUGACGAUCCCACGGUCGAGGCAAAGGCGCAACAAGAAACUUGGUUGCAAGAGAUCCGGAACUACUGGCACAAUUACUCGGCGAAUCUCCAAAAUGUCGGGGAAGUUGUGAAGCAAGUACUUGAGACUCACUACCAAGGAGAUGAGUUUCAGACAGAGGAAUUCCAGGGGCAUUGCACAGCCUUUGCAACUUAUCUGAAAGGAAUUCGAGAUGACAUCGACCCCUUUUGGAACGAAUGCAUGCUACUGCAUAUUUCAGCUUGGGGAUCAUACGGAGACAUUCCCCAAGAGGCAACUGAACAGCAGAAGCAAGAUGAAUACGGAAUUGCCAUGAACAAGAGCAAUGCAGCCAAAAGCCAGCUGGAGCAACGCAUGAAAGAAGUUGCGAAGGCAAUCAGAAACGAUGGCAUUUUCAUGAUUGCCAAGUUUGAUGGAGUUGAUGAGAGAACAACUCCUGAGGUAUUUUUGGCGAGAUGGCGCCCUGUCUACCACAAAGUACUCCAGCUUUUGGGUUUACAGGACAGCAACGAGCCUACGUUUGAACCCGAAGACGUCCUCCUCUACUGUGGAGAAAAGAACCACACUGUGAUGGACCAAUCUUGA
Molecule: messenger RNA, 2100 nt
Organism: Exophiala spinifera
Lineage: Eukaryota; Fungi; Ascomycota; Eurotiomycetes; Chaetothyriales; Herpotrichiellaceae
Exons: 1
Coding region: 1-2100 (699 amino acids)
Source: RefSeq, a predicted model, not a curated record